AUGGAAUGGGUGGUUCUGCCCAAUGGUGACGAACGCGACAUCGAGAUCAAGGACGCACUGUUCGUACCAAGUAUGAGCAAGAAUCUGCUUUUGGUACCACAGAUCAACAAGGGUGGCAGGUUCCAAGUCGUGUUCGAUGGGUCCAAGAUGCAAUUGAAGCGCAAGAAUUCCACACAAGUCGUGGCAACAGCGGAUCUCGUCGAUGGACUUUACUGGCUGCGGACUCCUCAACGAUCGGCAAAUGCAGCAACACGCAAUGGGACUAUCGACUUGCAUGCGCGCAUGGGUCAUGCACCCCUCGAAGUUCUGCGCAAGAUGGUGGCCACCGGCAUGAUCAAGGACGCCAAGGCACCUCUCAACUCGACUGGUCCAAGUGUGUGUCGCGGUUGCCAGCAAGGAAAGAUGGUCCAAAAACCAUUCCCAACCAACCGUGACAAACGCCAAUAUGGUGUGUUCGAGUUGCUGCACUUCGACAUCUGCGGGCCAAUGGAACAAGUCUCGAUCGGCGGCAGCAGAUACUUACUGCUUGUGGUUGACGAAGCCAGCGGUUGCAUGAAGGGCUUCUGUCUGCGGUCCAAGUCUGAGAGUGAAGACUGUAUCAAGAACCACAUUAUCAAGAUUCAAACUCAAUUCGGCACAAAGAUCAAGUUUGUUCGGCACGAUGGAGCGUAUGAGUUUGCGACCAACUCGAUCAAGACCUUCUACGAAGAUCAUGGUAUCGAACAACAGGUCACGGUGCCGUAUGCACACCAGAUCAACGGCACCGCAGAACGCGCGAUAAGGACCAUCGUCACGAUCGGACGCAGCUUGUUGCAUCAUGCAAAGCUGGAGAAGUGUUUAUGGGCUGAAGCGGCAAUGACGGCGAUCUACAUCAAGAACCGCCUGCCUUCACCCAAGAUCGACCACAAGACUCCGUUCGAGAUCGUGUACAAGUCGAAACCAAGUGUCAAGCACAUGCGCGUGUUUGGAUGUCGGGCGUUUAUCCUGACACCAAGGGAGAAGCGAUUGAAGUGGGACCCGAAGGCUCGUGAAGGGAUGUUCAUGGGCUACGAAGAAGCGUCAAAAGCUUAUCGAGUGUACGACAUUGAGGCGGACCAAGUGGUGAUCAGUCGUGACAUCACCUUCGACGAAUCGACUUUUGAUUUUUCGAUGGACCGACCAAUUGACGAUGAUGAAGAUGCGGAGUUGGACCUCGACCUCCUGGCGAUCAACGAGGACGACGUGCGUCAAACCGUCUACAAGCAGACUGACAAGCGCAAGAGUGAAGCAAGACCCGGCACGUCACGUUCAGCUCGCUUUCGAACUGGGUUGGAGCAAGCAAGUGCGCCGGAACACGUCUCCAACCGUCACCAGAAACGACGAUCAAGUUUUCCCGAAACGAUGUCUGAUGACGAAGAAGAUGCAAGCGUCUACGAUCAAGAUGACGACUCGACGCCUCCAACAUUUUGGCGUGCAAGUGCAAACGCAGUGGAAGCAACGGACCUAGCAGAACAUGUGACUUUUCAAGACGCGAUCAAUGGUCCUGAUCAAGCUCACUGGCGAAAUGCUGUGAAGGCGGAACUCAAGUCGAUGCAUCUUCGUGGAGUUUUCCGUGCGGCAAAACUGCCAAGAGGCCAAGGCGCGAUCGGCACCAAGUGGGUGUUCAAGAUCAAGCGCAAAGCGGAUGGAUCGGUCGAGAAAUACAAGGCGCGUCUCGUUGCCAAGGGCUUCAAGCAGAAGUACGGCAUCGACUACACAGAGACGUUUCGCCCGUGGUCAAGUACGUGA
This is a messenger RNA of Peronospora matthiolae, 1767 nucleotides long. Lineage: Eukaryota; Oomycota; Peronosporomycetes; Peronosporales; Peronosporaceae. The record is from the annotation of a GenBank genome assembly.